Messenger RNA from Dermatophagoides farinae (American house dust mite), 1455 nucleotides. Its product is annotated as glucose-6-phosphate exchanger SLC37A4. The record is from RefSeq and is a predicted model, not a curated record. Gene Ontology annotation, molecular function: glucose 6-phosphate:phosphate antiporter activity. Lineage: Eukaryota; Metazoa; Arthropoda; Arachnida; Sarcoptiformes; Pyroglyphidae. Gene Ontology annotation, biological process: glucose-6-phosphate transport; phosphate ion transmembrane transport. Gene Ontology annotation, cellular component: endoplasmic reticulum membrane.
AUCAAUAUUUAUUUAGUUUUUUGUUAUAAUAAUUUGUUCUCUUUUAAAAAUGGUCCCGAUUCACAAUAAAAAUAGUGAUAGUGUCAAUUGCCAACACUUAGAAAAUCGUAGAAAAAUAUUUGUCAUAUUUUUUGGCUAUAUUAUUUAUGUUUAUAAUAAAAAAUCUUUGAUACCAUUAUUCACCGAAUUAAUCGGUGAAUUUGACCUUUCCGAACAAGAUGUUGGUUUCAUAACCAGUGCUCAACAAGUGUCCAUUUCGGUGGUAACAUUUCUAGGUGGAAUAUUGACCGAUCAUCUGCCAUCAACAUUUUUAUUUUCUUUUGGUCUUUUAAUUACUGGUAUAAGUACAUUAUUCUUUCCAUCCGGUAAGAAUGUCUAUCACUUUGCUGCCGUCUGGUUACUUAAUGGUGUUGGUCAUGGUCUGGAAUUACCCACUGCCUUAUGGUUGACAAAACAAUUUAGUACCAAAGAUACAUUUGCAUCUAAUUGGUCGUUUGUAAUGACUGCGGUUAAUAUUGCCGGUGUCAUCACUCCAACAUGGUCGACCUUUCUAAGCAAUAAUUUAGGUUGGAAAAUGGCUCUAUAUAUUUCCGGAACAUUAACAUUUGCAACUGGAUUAGUCAUUUUAUUCUACUUUAAUAAGGAACCGAGUUUCAAAACAAAUCGUUAUAUAGAGAAUCGAAAAACAGAGAUUAAAUUGCGUUUAUUGGAUUUAUUUAUCUAUUUGCCUCCAUUAUGGAUUGUUAUUAUUAAUCGUUUUGUAGUGUCCUUGUAUCGUUUAUCAAUAAAUAAUUGGUCACAGUUAUUUUUCGCAUCCUUCCAUCAAUUUAAAAUUAAUAAUAAUCAAUAUUUAUCAAGUGUAUUCAUCACCGUUUUCGAAUCAAGUAGUAUUUCCGGGAAACUUCUUGCCGGUAGAAUAAAUGAUUAUUUCAUGCGAAAAAAAAUAACGAACAGUAAUGAACGGCCAUCAUCAGCAUUGGCCGUACGUUUACCCAUAGCCAUGUGUUUACAUUUGAUCUCAGCAUUUGCACUGAUCUUAUACUGUAAUCUAUUAUUAACAACUAAAAACAUAACGAUUUUUAUCUUCAUCGCAAUCAUAGCUGGCAUAUCAUCGGCCGGUAAUGUUAUCACAUUGAGUGUAUUAUCCACCGAAAUUGGGAACAAGAAAUAUCAAGGUCUUGUUACAUCGUUAUGCAAUCUGGCCACUAAACUUGGAGCAUUCUGUUCUGGAUAUCCCUUCACUUUGAUUGCCUUUUCGAUUGGUUGGCAUGGAACCUUUACACUACUUGCAGCUAUUGUUGUAUUGACACUAAUAUUUGACAUGAUAUUUUAUGUUCGUUACAAUAUUCAAUCUCCAGUAGGUGAUAAAAUCAAAUAAAUCCUAUGCAAUUUAGAAUAAAUUUCACUUUAUGAAAAGAAAAAAAAUUGUUAUUGAACUUGGCAUAUUCAUCAUGA